Molecule: messenger RNA, 1611 nt
Organism: Linum tenue
Lineage: Eukaryota; Viridiplantae; Streptophyta; Magnoliopsida; Malpighiales; Linaceae
Source: the annotation of a GenBank genome assembly
CGAAACCCUUGUUGUUCGUUCAAUCAUUUCUAACCCUGCUAGCUUUCGGAACAGGUUCGAUAGGGUUAAUAAGAAAGAAACCAUGUCCGAUAAUCAACAGCUCCAGCUGUCACUUGUUGUCCAGAAGAUGACGUCCGCCAGCUACUCCAAGCUCCCACAGGACCUUUUCCACGUCCGAUACGCCGGCAGCCCGGAGGAACGUUGCCUACGGCAACUACUCGAACCCUGCAAUAACGACGGCGCAUGGAGACGUGUGUGUCCAGGCGCCGUCGGAGAAAGGGCUGGCAGGUUUCGCCACCGAUUUCCUCAUGGGCGGGGUCUCUGCGGCGGUGUCCAAAACCGCCGCGGCUCCGAUCGAGCGCGUGAAGCUGCUGAUCCAGAACCAGGAUGAGAUGAUCAAGGCCGGGCGGCUGUCGGAGCCGUACAAGGGGAUCGGAGACUGUUUCUCGAGGACGAUGAAGGAUGAAGGGAUGAUGUCGCUGUGGAGAGGGAACACUGCUAAUGUCAUCCGUUAUUUCCCCACUCAGGCACUGAACUUCGCCUUCAAAGAUUACUUCAAGAAGCUCUUCAACUUCAGGAAGGACCGCGAUGGCUACUGGCCGUGGUUCGCCGGAAACUUGGCCUCCGGCGGUGCAGCUGGCGCGUCGUCGCUCUUCUUCGUCUACUCCCUGGACUAUGCCAGAACCCGCCUGGCCAACGACGCCAAGGCCGCCAAGAAAGGUGGUGAGAGGCAGUUCAACGGCCUCGUCGAUGUGUACAAGAAGACGAUGGCGACCGACGGCAUUGCCGGACUCUACCGUGGGUUCAACAUCUCCUGCGUCGGGAUCAUCGUCUACCGUGGCCUCUACUUCGGCAUGUACGACUCCCUCAAGCCUGUUGUCCUCACCGGAAGCCUCCAGGAUAGCUUCUUCGCGAGCUUCGCACUCGGCUGGCUCAUCACCAACGGCGCCGGCCUGGCCUCCUACCCGAUCGACACCGUCCGCCGGAGGAUGAUGAUGACCUCCGGCCAGGCCGUGAAGUACAAGAGCUCCAUGGACGCCUUCUCCCAGAUCCUGAAGAACGAAGGCGCCAAGUCGCUGUUCAAGGGCGCCGGCGCCAACAUCCUGAGGGCCGUUGCCGGAGCCGGAGUGCUCGCCGGAUACGACAAGCUCCAGAUGAUCGUGUUCGGGAAGAAGUAUGGCUCCGGUGGAGCUUAAGAGAAAGGACAAAGAAUAAACCCCAAUUUUGAAGAUUCAGCAUCCAUGCUGAAAAAUUAUGUUUCUUCCCCUUUUACAUAGGGACUAGUUAAAUGCCCUUAAUUAUAUCCUCUCUAGAUUGAUCCUAUUUCAUAACCUAGGUUGAAGUAGUAUACUUCUCAUAUAUAUAUCAAAUAUAAAUUUGAUGCUUAAUCUUUUUUUAUGUUUUGGUUGUGCUAUUCUUUGUAAACUUUAUUUUUUUAUAGGGGAUUAUGACCCCAAGGUUGAAUUCAUAAUGGAUUCCAUGUUAUCAUUUGUCAAUUUGAUUAUAGCUUUACCUAACUACUAUAUAUUGACUUCUUAUUUAAAAGAGUGUUAGUUUAGCACUAGAUUUGUUAAGUACUAAAAGAUUUAUAGGAAUAGAAGAUCCGCUCCC